Messenger RNA from Phycodurus eques (leafy seadragon), 1183 nucleotides. It is a transcript of the gene hoxc9a, whose product is annotated as homeobox C9a. The record is from RefSeq and is a predicted model, not a curated record. Gene Ontology annotation, biological process: DNA-templated transcription; proximal/distal pattern formation; anterior/posterior pattern specification. NCBI's taxonomy places the organism in Eukaryota, Metazoa, Chordata, Actinopteri, Syngnathiformes, Syngnathidae. The transcript has 2 exons. The coding region runs from base 215 to 1012 and encodes 265 amino acids. Gene Ontology annotation, molecular function: RNA polymerase II cis-regulatory region sequence-specific DNA binding; DNA-binding transcription factor activity, RNA polymerase II-specific. Gene Ontology annotation, cellular component: nucleus.
GCGCAAGGCUAUCCCGCGGGAAAUGGCGCAUUGAUCCGCUGGACAAUUUUUGUGGGGUAAAUACAGUCACGUGACGCGGGGGCAGCCAAUCGGAGGCAGCGGAGCCCGGAGAAAUAAUUACCUGCCUUGAUUGUUCUAUGGGCAGAUCAAAAAAAGUACACAUACACUCCAUAUAAUAAUCGGAUGCAUGUAAAGGAGUCUGGGAAGCUUCAACAUGUCGACCACGGGGCCCAUAAGUAAUUAUUAUGUGGACUCCCUGAUCAGCCACGACACCGACGAGGUCCUCGCAGCGGCGGCGGCUGCUGCUGCUGCGGCGGCGGCGGCCGCGACUCGCUUCUCGGCGCCUGCCUCACACCCUUCCGGUCCACGUCCCACGUCCCUCGUCCCGGACUGCGGAGACUAUCCGUCGUGUAGCUUCGCCCCCAAACCGGCGGUGUUCCCCACCUCGUGGGCACCCUCGCAGUCCUCGGUGGUGUACCAUCCGUACAGCCACCAGGCUCACUUGGGCACAGACUCGCGCUACGUGCGCUCAUGGCUGGAGCCCAUCUCGGGCGCGGUGCCUUUCCACGGCUACCCGGGCAACGGCAGGCACUUCCCCGAGCACAGAGCCGGCGACUGCCUCGGAAGCACCGGGCGGACCUACACGGAUUAUCUGUACUGCUCAUCGUCGGACAUGCGGGACAGGACGCUGCAGAGUCUGCCGUCACCGGAAUCCGAGCUGCUGGCUGCGGGGAAGCAUAAAGAGGAGAAGCCAGAGCUCGAUCCGAACAACCCGGUGGCCAACUGGAUCCACGCUCGCUCCACCAGGAAGAAGCGGUGUCCUUACACAAAGUACCAGACUCUCGAACUGGAGAAGGAGUUCUUGUUCAAUAUGUACCUCACCAGGGACCGCCGCUAUGAGGUGGCCCGGGUCCUCAACCUGACCGAGAGGCAGGUCAAAAUCUGGUUCCAGAACCGGCGAAUGAAGAUGAAGAAAAUGAACAAAGAGAAGAGCGACAGCAAGGCGAAAUAAUGUCGUGAAAGCCCCAACUGUCAGGAUUCGAACCACUAUAUAGACAGCACCCAUGGAGCCAGACCCUCUCUCUCUUUAUAUUUAUCAUUUGCUCAUUUUUAACCCCAUUUUAGAGACUCUUCGAUGCUUGUUAUUUUUCUACGCAAAUAUGUGUCCUUGUAAUUAAAAACA